Messenger RNA from Trichomycterus rosablanca, 1007 nucleotides. RefSeq names its product pyroglutamyl-peptidase I like (gene pgpep1l). Bases 61 to 594 code for a protein of 177 amino acids. The record is from RefSeq and is a predicted model, not a curated record. The transcript has 5 exons. Lineage: Eukaryota; Metazoa; Chordata; Actinopteri; Siluriformes; Trichomycteridae.
GGUCCUUUUCGACAGUAUUUGGUAAAUUCAAGUUGGGAAGCUGCAAAGGGUUUGAAGAGGAUGGGCCUUGGAGACAACAUAGAGAUUCACAUAGUCGAGAUUCCUGUGUGUUACUCAAAAGCUCAAGAAACGCUUGCUAAAAUAUGGCACAAUCUAAAACCAAAGGUUGCUGUACAUUUGGGUAUAGCACCAGGAGCCAAAUGCGUCAUUCUGGAACAAACGGGCAAGAACUGUGGCUACAAGGACAGAGACGUGUGUGGUUUAUGUCCAGCCAAUAACUGUUGCUUUCAAGAAGGAGAAGAACGAUUAGAUUCCAUUGUAGACAUGAGGGUCCUUGCCAAGCACUUAAAGGGACUCGGCCUGGAUGUUAUCUACUCUAGGGAUGCUGGGAGGUAUCUGUGUGAUUAUGUAUAUUACUGCUCCCUCCAUUAUGGGCAGAGGAGGGCAGCACUCAUCCACAUACCUGCAUCAGGCAGUCUGGCAUGUUCGGAGACACUGGUGCUGCAGCUACAGACCAUUAUCCUGUCUGUGUUACGCCAGCUGGACACUCCUGCAGGAUUUACAUGCUGUGGCAAACAACAAAGAAAAUCAUGAAACCAUGAUGGAUUCCAGCCCUCCAAGACUGCAGUGGUGCACCCCUGCUCUUCAACUAAGGACAGCAUGUUUUGAGAAUAUAUAAAUAUUUGGCUGGUCAGUGUGCUGAGUGAAGGAAUGAAGGAAUGACGUAACAGCAGCGGCACUGAGCUGCGACUGCAUUGGUACUUCUUUUACAUCUUAAAUUAGGGCGAGUGUAAGCAGUGCUACAAUCUAGUCAGUCCAAAAGUGCCAAAGCGUUUGUUUGGGGUUUUUUUCCACCCUAAAAAAUGCAGACCAAAACUCACGCCAGUGUGCCUGUGUUAGAACCAAAAGAUCAGGUUGGUAAGACCAAAACCAGACUAUAAUAAUGUAUACAGUAUAAGAGCCAAUUCUGGUGAACACUGAACUGUUCCAGAAAUUACAGGGCUAAU